This is a messenger RNA of Pseudomyrmex gracilis, 3760 nucleotides long. RefSeq names its product striatin-3 (gene Cka). The transcript has 12 exons. The record is from RefSeq and is a predicted model, not a curated record. Lineage: Eukaryota; Metazoa; Arthropoda; Insecta; Hymenoptera; Formicidae. Bases 836 to 3112 code for a protein of 758 amino acids. Gene Ontology annotation, molecular function: protein binding.
UUUUAUGAAAUUGCGUAGUUUUUUUCUUCUCACAAACUUUUCUCGUAUAUACAGAUAUUCUUUUGGUUGCUAUUAUUAUAAUUGUAAAAGAAUUUAACAUAAACGACUGUUAGCACAAAGUGUGGCGUGUAUGCACCGAUGUAAAACUCAGUUCACAAGAUUACUUCGCGGCUCAGAGUAAGCCGCGCGGCCCCAACAACAUCACGGCGUUAUUGGUCCAAGGAGAUCGCCACACGCGGAAUGAAUGGAGUUCCGCGUGUCAGCAGAACAACGGAACGACUCGUAACUAGACGGACGGCCAAUAAAAAACGACGCGAGGCAUGCGUAUCGCGCCGCGUAGUAAAGACUAGAAAAACAAACUGAACGAUACGCCUGCGAAGGGACAGCCCGCGAGAGGGUAGUGGACGUUGGUGAAUCGCCGAUAAAGGCGUAAAUUUCGUUGGCAAUGCGUGCGAACCAGUCGGCAAAGUGCACGAACUCGCAGCUGGUCUUGAGGCAUGUCGCGCUGAUUACUUUCACCCGCUGAUCCGUUCGACGAGUGCGCGAGGUCAACGCAGUCGAGAGGAAACUUCCGCGCGCGGAUUCCUCAUUUGGUUUUUCGAGAACCGAGACAUCUUUCGUACGCGACGACUCGCAAACGGGGCGAUAAAAUCCGCGAAGCCUGUGCGGGGGCUUUUCCUCGCGCGACACACGACGCCUUUAACGUGCGUCCGCAUGCGUAAUAAUUGUCUGCUUUUCCGACGGGCCGAUCGAAAUACAGUGUCCCGACCGGAGAGCACUCUCGGGGUACACAGCGAAGAAAGAGAAGUUGCUGUAAUGGCCGCCGUGUCAUGAAAUGAAGGUGCCGAGCCAGUUUUGUGGUGCCACAAUGGAGGAUAGCUGCAGCCCCGCGUCCCAAAAUCACAACGGCCAGUUAGCCGGCGGCGCGAAUGUAUCCCUUGCCAACAACAAGCACCAGGGCGGCAGCGACAAUGGCAGCAACGGCGACGCCAAGGACCAGCGACCACAGUACUCGAUGCCUGGUAUCCUGCACUUUAUUCAGCACGAAUGGGCCCGCUUCGAACUUGAGAGGUCCCAGUGGGAGCUGGACAGAGCAGAAUUUCAGGCUAGGAUAGCUUUUCUCCAAGGUGAAAGAAAAGGACAGGAAAAUUUAAAGAAUGAUCUUGUAAGAAGAAUAAAAAUGUUAGAGUAUGCACUUAAGCAAGAAAGAGCAAGGUACCAUAAGUUAAAAUAUGGUACUGACUUAGUAAUGCAAGGAGAUAUCAAACCACCUCUUUACGAAGAAGGAACUACGUGCAAUACUUCUGAAGGUGGAGGUAGCGGAGGUAAUGAAAGUGGUGGUAAUGGAGGUGGAGGAGGAGGGGAUGGAGAAGCUUCAUUCACAUCUGUCAGUAAUGUUAGUUGGAGACAAGGUCGUCAACUUUUAAGGCAAUAUUUGCAAGAGAUUGGAUAUACUGACACAAUAAUAGAUGUUCGGUCAAACAGAGUACGGUCACUGCUUGGCUUGAACAAUAAUACAGACACAGAAGAAAUAAAUACUCCAGCGUUAAAUGGAAAUGAAGGAGUAUCGCAGGAUAAACGAGAAUAUAGUAAGGAUAAGAAUGAAUAUAAUAACGAAAUGCGUCGAGGAAAACAGCAACAUCCUCCAAAAAAGCAACAGCCAUCUUCUAUAGCAGAAGCAAUGAUAUUGGAUACAGAAGCAGCUGUUAUAGCAAAUUUUGAAUUUUUGGGUCACACAGAUAUGGACAUGGAAGAGGAAGAAGGAGAUGUAGAGGAUGAAAUUUAUGACGCAAGUGCAGAUACCAAACCAAAUAAAGUAAUAAUAAAUAACCAAAAAACUACCAAACCCAAUAAAGAAUCUAUUCCUCUUUUAGCAGAGGAUGUCGAUACAGAUGCGGAGGCAGAAGAAGUAUUAAAUGAAUUAAAUCUCCUCACAGAAAUUGAAGAAUCUCCACCUGGUUCUAUUCAUCUUGAAAUGAAUUCCUCAGAAUGGAAUGCGUUACACAGAGGAUUGCAAUCAGAUCCAAGACGCCCAAAUAAAGAGGGGGAUUCAACUCUGGAAUUAGGAGAAUUAGAACAAUUAUGUGUUAGCAAUGAAGCUGAAAUAACAUAUGAUAUGGUUUCUACGAAGGAAACGUUCAGAAAAACAUGGAACGCGAAAUACACAUUACGAUCGCAUUUCGAUGCCGUCAGAGCACUUGUCUUCCAUCCCACAGAUCCAGUCCUCAUCACCGCGAGCGAUGAUCACACUCUGAAAUUGUGGAAUCUUCAUAAGACUGUUCCAGCUAAAAAGUCAGCUUCAUUAGACGUAGAACCACUUUACACAUUCAGAUCGCAUACUGGACCUGUAUUGUGUUUAGCAAUGUGCAGUUUAGGCAAUCGAUGUUACAGCGGUGGUCUGGACGGCAAUAUUCAUUGCUGGACCCUUCCAUCAGCUAAUAUCGAUCCCUAUGACUCGUACGAACCAAGUGUCCUUAGUCACACAUUAAGAGGGCACACAAACGCUGUUUGGGGAUUGAGUAUGUAUCAUCUGCGUCCCACUAUGCUGUCGUUCAGCGCGGACGGAACUGUAAAGUUAUGGGCUCCGCAGGCCACGCAACCUCUUCUCAAUACGUAUGUCUCGGAACAAGACGGCAUACCGACUUCAGUUGACUUUAUCAGGGACGAACCGCAUAAGUUGGUCGUGGCUUACGAAGGAGCUUGCGUGGUAUUUGACACUGAAACCGGUGCGAUCGUGGCGCGGCUCGAAGCGAACGAGACAAAGGGCGUAAAUCGCGUCGUAGCACACCCGACAUUACCGCUGGUUGUAGCCGCACACGAGGAUCGACAUAUUCGAUUUUACGACCACCGGUCGGCCACUCUUGCUCACGCGAUGGUGGCGCACUUGGAUGCAGUUACUAGUCUCGCAGUAGAUCCUCAUGGUUUAUACUUACUUUCAGGAAGUCACGAUUGCAGUAUAAGAUUAUGGAACAUGGACAACAAGACCUGCGUUCAGGAGAUAACAGCGCAUCGGAAGAAAUUCGACGAAAGUAUUUUAGACGUAGCGUUUCACCCGUCACGACCGUUUAUAGCGAGCGCCGGCGCCGACGCUCUCGCCAAAGUGUUUGUGUGAAAUGUAUAAAUCCAAGAUAUAUACUCGCUACAUCAAAAUGAUUUCUACUACUACAUCAAAUCGAGCAGUUUUAUACUCGUAUUCUUUUUUAGAUAGUCUUUAUAACUUUAUGUGAUUCACCCGUGAACACACUUCCAAUUUCCGUUAUGAACUCUGACCGUUCUGACCAUCUUGUGAAAAGAAAUAAUGAUUUAUAUAAAGAAAUCAAAUCUCUCUUCUCGACCAUGUAGAGAGGGAGUGAGAGAAAAUUAUUCAUUAAAACAAAAAAUGAAAAUUUAACUCUUGUCUGUGACACAUGUCUAUGAAGAAAGAUAAUUUUAAAUGUAAAGGCUACUUAAAACAAACUGAUGUUGCUCAUUAAGUAGCCGAGACACUAUUUGGAAUAGCGGGAAGGGGUCUAUCACAUGUAGAAUAUUAGCAGAUGUAAUCCUGAUAAAAUUAGAGAGGAACCAACCCCUUACCCACAGAAUCCAGAAAGUACACUGCCGCGGUAGCGUAAUAUUUAUCCUUACGUUAACUAUUUAUUACCAAUAUUGCCGUUACACUGUUGCACAGCUACUGAGGAUUACUACAAACGUAAUAAUCGAUGAGAUAUACAGUUGCCCUAAUAAAAAAAAAAAAAAAAAUGCAUUAAUUAGUCUCCCAUUA